AUGGAGACUUCUAAGCAGAGUCUCUCUGACUUAGCCACCAUAGUCUCCGAUCUCUCUAAGACCACUAACAGUUUUAUCACAGAGACUAGGUCCUCCAUCAGGAAUCUGGAGGUACAGAUUGGUCAGCUGAGCAAGAGGAUUCCUAAGAUUCCCUCUAACACUCUUACAAAUAAUACUGAAGUAAACCCAAAAGAAGAGUGCAAGACCCUCACUAUAGAAGCUGUGGCCGAAUCUGAAGAGGAGCUUCUGGCAUUGAAUGCUAGCAAGGGAAUAGCUGGGCGUUCAACUCCCAAGGAGGAGCAAAUUUUGAAGUUUGAAGAAUACUCCUAUUCUGAUGAGGCAGUGAAAACUAGGGAAGAGCAAAUUUUUUGGUACUUGGAAACCCUCAUGAAGCUGCAUGGCAAAUUCUGUGAAACAGAGGCAUUGGAGGAGGAAUCUCCAGUAUUUACCCAAGAGUGCAGUGUCCUGGUUCAGAAGAAGCUGCCUCAGAAGAGGCCAGACCUCGAAAGUUUCCUAAUUCCCUGCACCAUAGGGACAAUAACCUUUGAGAAGGCUUUAUGCAAUAUUGGGUCAAGCAUCAACCUCAUGCCUCUCUCUGUAAUGAGAAGGCUGGGAAUUUUAGAGGUGCAAGAUGCCAACAUUUCCUUAGAAAUGGUAGACAAAACCCUAAAAAGGGCAUAUGGCAUGGUAGAAGAUGUCUUAGUAAAGGUUGAAAACCUUUACAUCCCUGCAGACUUUAUAAUCCUAGACACUAGAGAGGGCAAGGACGAGUCUAUCAUCCUUGGAAGGCCUUUUCUAGCCACUGCCAAAUCUACAAUUGAUGUGGAAAAAGGAGAGUUAGUUCUGUAG
Molecule: messenger RNA, 849 nt
Organism: Arachis stenosperma
Lineage: Eukaryota; Viridiplantae; Streptophyta; Magnoliopsida; Fabales; Fabaceae
Exons: 2
Coding region: 1-849 (282 amino acids)
Source: RefSeq, a predicted model, not a curated record